This is a messenger RNA of Trichobilharzia regenti, 1547 nucleotides long. The record is from the annotation of a GenBank genome assembly. Lineage: Eukaryota; Metazoa; Platyhelminthes; Trematoda; Strigeidida; Schistosomatidae.
CUGUGGAGUCCUCAAAAAUAAACUUAUCCAAAUUUUACUACUAUGUAAGAAAUGAACAUAUUGUACAUCACUUUGUUUUAACCAUAAACUCUGUACUUUGAACUUUACCUCGGGUUUUGAAUAAAUAUAUAGUUCUGCCUUCGACUCUCCGUCUUCUCCACCAUCUCAACUGCCGUCGAUCAAUUUUAAUCACCUGCUUUCUAUCUCAAAUUUUUGCAGGAGCACCGUAGUUUCUUCCUACGUACUUUGGUCGACCUCCGGCAACGUCAACAUUGGAGAAUUAGUACUGGAGCAGUCUUCCCGCAGCGCCUGGAGUCUAUUACGUUUAUUGUGGAUUUUGGAUCUUUGUAAACCCAAUGAAGUGUCAUCGGUAUCUGGUCGUAAUCAGCAUUGAGCACACCAGAGAACGUGAAGAUAUGAAUGUAUUAUAGCAGAUUAAUCGGAGCCAAAUAUAGUACACAACUUGUCCGCAUGCUUUUCUCACCCUCUAUGUCGUACUUUAUAGACAUCGACUGGAAAUUAUUCUGGAACUUUCCCACUCAUUUAUCAUAAAUACAAGAAUGUACAGCCUCCUAGAUGAUGACUUCGUCGAAAAGAAAAUUUUCUUCCUCGCUGCAACCAUCUUUAUAAUAAUUCCAAUGAUCCAAUGUGUAUAUUCCUUUGUCCCUUUACCACAAGCUCCUAAUUCAAAUUGUUCAGAAGAAUUAUAUGAACUCGUUGAUGAUGAGCAUAAAUCGAUAAAUCAAACAACAGAUCAAUGUAAUCAACCAGUGAAGAAACUGAAACCACCAGGGAAAAAGUUAAAUAUGAUCAAUAGAUUUGGUGCUUCAUUUCGAGUAAUCACUGAUAAGAAGGUGAAUUCUUUGGUUAACCAAUUCAGUAAUCAUCUAACAACUCCUGGAUAUAGUCCAGUGAAAGUACCGAAUAAGGAGAGAACACUGAUUACUGAAAAAUUUGAUAGCAAUCAAGACUAUAAAGUAGAUGGGGCAUUCAUUAAUCAUACCAAUAAAUUUUGUGAUAAACUUGAUGAGAAAGAGUCAAUACAAAGUUUAACCAGUAGAUGUGAUUAUUUACAACCGAAUUCUUCAAGAUUACAAUCUAAAGGUAGCUUUAAAGAUUCUUGUUCAUUAUUCGGUUCAACAAGUUGGUCACAAGAAUCGAGCAUACUUACUCAUGAAUUUUUGCCGACUACUAAUCAAGAUAAUUUUACUAGCAAUUCCAAUGAUAAUCUACAUCAUGAGAAAAUUCUCCGCAACGAUAAUGAUGAUGAUGAUGAUAAUGACGGUGGCAGCUGUCGUGGUGGUGUUGGUGUUGUUGGUGAAGGCUUAUUUGGAUUCAAAGGUUCAAAUCCAACUAGUUGGUUAGAAGAUUCAAGAACAUCAGAAUUACUGAAAAAUUCACUAGAUUUACGUGAAGCUGGUCUACUUGAUAUACGUGAAGGUGAAAAAUUAGAAGUGAUGUGCAUUUAUAUGGAGCCUAGACUGCUGGUGAGAAAUACAAUUGGAGAAUAUGGUUUAGUACGUCAAAGUGAAGUACGAAAUAUAUGA